Messenger RNA from Scomber scombrus (Atlantic mackerel), 1596 nucleotides. RefSeq names its product ring finger protein 167 (gene rnf167). Gene Ontology annotation, biological process: protein ubiquitination; positive regulation of DNA-templated transcription; ubiquitin-dependent protein catabolic process. Gene Ontology annotation, cellular component: cytoplasm; nucleoplasm. The record is from RefSeq and is a predicted model, not a curated record. Lineage: Eukaryota; Metazoa; Chordata; Actinopteri; Scombriformes; Scombridae. Gene Ontology annotation, molecular function: ubiquitin protein ligase activity.
AGCAAUAACAAACAAACCUACAGUAGCAGCAAGCUAACGCAACUUUGGUAAACCGAGCAAACGGGCAGAGUUUCGUCUUCACAGCAGAUACACUUAGUAUCAGUUUAUCCUAAAAACUUUGUAUGAUAGGAUGUACUCGGGCUUUAAAUGAGACAUAUAGUAAUCUGUCACGGACCCGACUUUAACGUAACUGUUAACGUUAUCUAACAUCUGCUAACACUAGCCAGCUAACGUUAAUCCUUUCUCUGUUGGUCGUUUUCUUGAAGAAUUACCGGUUGUCGAGAAAGUAGCUAGUUUAGACAUUGUGAAGAAAACCGAAGUUUAUCGUUUUUACACGGUGACAUGUGAGAAAACCAAGGGAAGACAGCUGGGAUAACCUGAACGGUGCCGAUAUUAGCAGGAUACUAAGUGCAACUGUAACUGACCAAGGAUGGUGCACCUCAGUGUGUGGUGCAUGGGAGCUCGACUGAGUAUCCCUAUACUGGUUUUCUGCAGUAUACUGGCUCCAUCACCCACACAUGCCUAUAUCUAUGCUCAUCACAGCAAUAUGACCUCCAUGUUGUUUGAAGACCUACCUGCCUUGUUUGGAUCUCCGCUUCCUAAGGAUGGAUUAAUGGGAGUUUUGGUGGUGUCCCGUCCUCUUAAUGGCUGUACAACAAUAGACCCUCCUCCUCCACUGCCACCGUCUUUCGAUGCCAACACCACCAAAUUCGUAGUUCUUAUCAGACGUUAUGAUUGCAAUUUUGAUAUAAAGGUCUUGCAUGCACAGCAAGCUGGAUACAGCGCUGCGAUCGUUCACAACAUGUAUUCAGAGACUCUGCUCAAUAUGAACUACAGCAAUGACACAAUUGCAGAGGAGAUUGUGAUCCCCUCAGUAUUCACCAGCUUCCACGCCUCCCAAAUGCUCAGGACUUACAUAAUUCCAGAACCAGGAGCCUACGUGAUCCUCAAGCCAGAGUUUUCUUUUCCACUCUCAUACUACUUGAUUCCCUUCACUGGAGUAGUUGGCAUGAUCAUUCUUGUGAUGUGUGUUGUUUUGGUCAUACGAUGUGUACAGUACAGAAAAAGGUUGAGGAAAAAUCGUUUGUCAAAGGAACAACUGAAGCGGAUUCCAACCCACAGGUUCACUAAAGGGGACGACUAUGAUGUGUGUGCAAUCUGUCUGGAUGAGUAUGAAGAAGGAGACAAGCUGCGUGUUUUACCUUGUUCACAUGCUUACCACUGCAAGUGUGUAGACCCGUGGCUCACACAGACCAAGAAGACGUGUCCCGUGUGCAAACAGCGCGUCACUCGGCAAAACCAGGAGCCCUCAGAGUCGGACUCCGAGGAGGAGAGUGGAGGACGCAGGGAGGAAGAAGGAACAGAGGGCGAAGCAGACUCUGAACGCACCCCUCUGCUUCGGCCCUCCAACCCCGGAUCCCCCUCAGGAGCCCAAGGGCCUAUUGCGCCACCACCACAGUGACCACUGCCCAGUGCCUCGCCUCCCCUGCACGCUGCGACUCACCCAUCGUAGGUUAUGAAGGCUACUACUCCCCCCACGAGGAAACAGACUCUGAAAGCGAUGACGCUGGAGAAGACAGGCACCACACUGACGAU